ACCACACUCAUCAUCAGAUCUUCAGAUCUUCAGUAGGCGAGAUCCGAUCCAGCUUUCCACCAUGAGGACCCUCUUCCUUGCCUUUGCUGUGAUCCUGCUCGUCACUGUGGUCAAUGCAGGCUACAAGCACCAUUGCCGAGACCGCUGCUACGGCACCUGUGGGACCUCGUGCAAAUAUGGGGUAGCUCGGCCAAGCUGUGCCUGCGCACUUCAUGGCGGUUACUGCUGUUCUACACGGCCUUAUCCCUACCCGUAUCCUCAUCCACGGCCAGUGGUGGUGCCAGCGCCAGCACCACGUCCUGCCCCUGCCUAUCCAGUCCACCACCCGAAGUGGCCCCACUGGAGACCACACUACAAGGCCUGAGCACCCAGAAGACAGCCGAAGGAGAGGAGCCUUAGCUGCAAGAUCCGUCUCUCUCUCUCUCCCUCGAUAGCACUGGGGGGCUGGGGAGGAAAGCUUACUUUCCCCCUCUCUGGUUGAAGAAAGAAAGAAAUAAAAACCCAGUAGUCACA
Messenger RNA from Zootoca vivipara (common lizard), 513 nucleotides. The record is from RefSeq and is a predicted model, not a curated record. Lineage: Eukaryota; Metazoa; Chordata; Lepidosauria; Squamata; Lacertidae.